Messenger RNA from Plectropomus leopardus (leopard coralgrouper), 5798 nucleotides. It is a transcript of the gene mast1a, whose product is annotated as microtubule associated serine/threonine kinase 1a. Gene Ontology annotation, molecular function: protein binding; magnesium ion binding; ATP binding. NCBI's taxonomy places the organism in Eukaryota, Metazoa, Chordata, Actinopteri, Perciformes, Serranidae. Gene Ontology annotation, biological process: peptidyl-serine phosphorylation; intracellular signal transduction; cytoskeleton organization. The record is from RefSeq and is a predicted model, not a curated record.
GUCUUGGGGUAAAAGAUGAGCGCAAACUUGUUUGGUUUGUUUAAUCUGUGAUGUGAUAAGCUUGGGUCUGACAGUCUUGGCUGUUCGGGGGGGGGUUUCUUCUCAGUCUCUCAGCUGGACUUCAGUUCAUGCAGUGCACGCUGAUCCCACCGUGCAGCCUCUCGCUUAUUCAGCACUUCCCACCACAGAGCAGCCUAGUCAGUAGUCUCUGUCAGUCUUUGCCAGCCAGGGAUGUGGGCUGGGGUCGAGCACAGGAGCGCCACUUUUUUUUUUAUAGACUUUGGUCUUAUUUUAUACUGUAGUUUUUUAUUGUAACGCGAGAAGACACUUUCCGUUUGUUAUUUGCUACACUGACCAUAACAGCACUAAUUAACCCUCUGAGAAUAACCUGCUUCUGGCUGGUAAAUGAUGUUAAAAGCAGCCUAAACUCCGCCAAGCGUUUCAGUUUAGUAGUAAAUUGACUCUCGCUGAAAGCCACGCGAGAGUGGCGCUUCUCCUCGCCUUCGUCACCUGGAAACCACAGGACCUCACGAGACCCUGCGACAGGUGUGAACCCGAGCACGCGCUAUGGAUGAUUCUGGGAUCAUCCGAAGACGGAGGCUGCAGAAGGAUCUACCUCUGCCACGAAAAAGUAGCAGUUGCAGAACCAGUAACCGGAAAAGCCUCAUCCUGACCAGUACGUCGCCCACCCUGCCACGGCCGCACUCCCCACUGCCUGGACACAUAGGAAGCAGUCCGUUGGACAGCCCGCGCAACUUCUCACCAAGCGGACCUGCCCACUUUUCCUUCGCCUCCUCUCGCAGGGCUGAUGGUCGUAGAUGGUCCUUGGCUUCUCUGCCUUCCUCAGGAUAUGGCACCAACACACCCAGCUCAACAUCAUCAAGCUCGUCCCAGGAGCGUCUGCACCAGCUGCCCUUCCAGCCGACCAUGGACGAGUUGCACUUCCUGUCCAAGCACUUCGGCAGCACAGAGAGCAUCACAGAUGAUGACGGGGGCCGACGCUCGCCGCACGUCCGCCCUCGCUCUCGAAGCCUCAGCCCGGGGCGCUCUCCAUCCUGCUAUGACAACGAAAUAGUGAUGAUGAACCAUGUCUACAAGGAGCGCUUCCCCAAGGCAACGGCUCAGAUGGAGGAGAGACUGGCAGAGUUCAUCCAGAACUACUGCCCAGAGAGCGUUCUGCCACUGGCCGACGGGGUCCUCAGCUUCAUCCACCACCAGGUAGCCGAGCUGUCCAGGGACUGCCUGACAAAAUCACGCGAGGGUCUCAUCACCAGCGUCUACUUCUGCGAACUGCAGGAGAACCUGGAGAGGCUGCUGCAUGACGCCUAUGAGCGUUCCGAGAGUUCCGAGCUCACCUUCGUCAUUGAGCUGGUCAAAAAGCUCUUCAUCAUCAUAUCUCGUCCAGCCAGGCUCCUCGAGUGUUUGGAGUUCAAUCCUGAAGAGUUUUACCACCUGCUGGAGGCAGCGGAGGACCACGCCAAGGAGGGACAACUGAUGAAGGCGGACAUCCCUCGAUACAUCAUCAGCCAGUUGGGGCUGACCAGAGACCCACUGGAGGAAAUUGUGAGCCUCGACAGCUACGACAGUGAGGGUCCACAUACUCCGGAGACCGACGACUCAGCAGAGGGAAAAGGGAAAGCCAUCAAGCCGCCGAGUGAAGAAGAUUUUCAGAGCAUCAAACUGAUCAGUAAUGGAGCUUAUGGUGCUGUCUACCUGGUGCGCCAUAGGGAGACGCGUCAGCGUUUUGCCAUGAAGAAGAUCAACAAGCAGAAUCUGAUCCUGAGAAAUCAGAUCCAGCAGGCGUUCGUAGAGCGAGACAUCCUCACCUUUGCAGAGAACCCGUUCGUCGUCUCCAUGUUCUGUUCCUUUGAAACGCGAAGACAUCUUUGCAUGGUCAUGGAAUAUGUCGAGGGUGGUGACUGUGCCACUUUGUUGAAGAACAUUGGAGCUCUGCCUGUGGAGCUGGCAAGGAUGUACUUUGCCGAGACGGUUUUAGCGCUGGAAUACCUGCACAACUACGGCAUUGUUCACAGAGACCUCAAACCUGACAAUCUUCUGAUCACCUCCAUGGGACACAUCAAGCUCACAGACUUUGGUUUGUCGAAGAUGGGUCUGAUGAGCCUCACCACCAACCUGUAUGAGGGACACAUUGAAAAAGAUGCCAGAGAGUUCCUGGAUAAGCAGGUGUGUGGUACUCCAGAGUACAUCGCUCCAGAGGUGAUUCUCCGUCAGGGAUACGGAAAACCGGUGGAUUGGUGGGCCAUGGGCAUCAUCCUCUAUGAGUUCCUGGUGGGCUGUGUGCCUUUCUUUGGAGACACCCCGGAGGAGCUGUUUGGACAGGUCAUCACAGACGACAUCGUUUGGCCAGAUGGUGACGAGGCGUUGCCUGCAGAUGCCCAGGCUCUCAUUUCUGCCCUGCUACAGACCAACCCGCUUGUGAGGUUGGGUACAGGCGGAGCGUUUGAGGUGAAGCAGCACUCGUUCUUCACUGAGCUGGACUGGAACAGUUUGCUGAGGCAGAAGGCAGAGUUCAUCCCCCACCUGGAGUCAGAGGAGGACACCAGCUACUUUGACACGCGCUCCGAUCGGUAUCAUCACAUCAAUACGUAUGACGAGGAUGACACCAAUGACGACGAGCCGGUGGAGAUCAGACAGUUCUCCUCCUGCUCUCCUCGCUUCAGCAAGGUGUACAGCAGCAUGGAGCAUCUGUCUCAGCUGGAACAGAAGGCUACGACCUCUGUGUCCCGUCGGGAGCACAAGGGCCCACGGGAGGACAAGGUGACCAAGAGAGAGAGCCUGGGCAGCUUCAGCAUGAGAGACAAGAGCUGGAGGACGGGUUCCCCCGAGAUGAAGCGCCUGUCUUGUUCAGAGUCCCUCUACAUGGAGGGGGAUGCCAGCCCUCCUCUCGGUGCUCGCCGACGCUUCUCAGCACUCAUGGACACACAUCGUUUCGCCUCACCCCAGGAUGGUGAGCCGGACUUCCUGUCCCGCCAGGCACCCAUCAAGGUCCGUGGAACCUCGCUGGAUGGAACAAGUGCCCCCUCACCGAGCCUCCUGGAGCAGAGGAACAGUCUGAAGGAGAUCAAUGGAGCAGAUAAAUCCCCGAGACAUGGAGAUACACCGGGAGUUACCACGUCUGUCGCCACAUUAUCCCCAGGUCCUGCAACAGCCGGUCGUGAUGUGAUGACUCCUCUGUAUGACCCUCUGGGGGCCCGGGCCACCAAUGACCUUGUCCUCCGCAGGGCACGCCAUCAGCAUUUGUCUGGUGAUGGAGAGAAACGCAACUCCAGACCUGGAAACAAGGUCAUCAAGUCAGCCUCUGCCACAGCCCUGUCUGUCAUCAUACCAUCAGUGGAGCAGCACGGCGGCUUCUCUCCACUGGCCAGUCCCAUGUCUCCCCACUCCUUCUCCUCCAACCCCUCGUCCCGGGACUCUUCACCCAGCAGAGACUUCUGCCCGGCAGUCAGCGUGCUGCGCUCUCCCAUCACCAUCCAUCGCUCUGGAAAGAAGUACGGCUUCACUCUCAGGGCCAUCAGGGUCUACAUCGGAGACAGUGAUAUCUACAGCGUGCAUCACAUUGUUUGGCAUGUGGAGGAUGGCGGCCCCGCCCAGGAAGCUGGCUUGUGUGCCGGUGACCUCAUCACCCACGUCAACGGGGAGCCUGUCCACGGUCUGGUCCACACUGAAGUGGUGGAGCUUAUUCUCAAGAGUGGAAACAAGGUGACGGUGACCACCACGCCUUUUGAGAACACCUCCAUUAAAGUGGGUCCUGCCCGCAAGGCCAGCUACAAGUGUAAGAUGGCCCGACGAAACAAGAGGACCAUGGGCAAGGACGGCCAGGACAGUAAGAAGCGUAGCUCCUUGUUCCGUAAGAUCACAAAGCAGUCCAAUCUGCUGCACACCAGCCGCAGCCUGUCCUCUUUGAAUCGCUCCCUGUCAUCAAGUGAGAGUCUUCCUGGCUCCCCGACUCACAGUUUGUCUGCCCGCUCCCCGACUCAGGGCUACCGCUCCACCCCUGAGCCUUCAUACCUGGGUGCUUCCUCCCAGAGCAGCUCCCCGGCCUCCAGCACUCCAAACUCCCCCGCUCCCUCUCAGCACAUGAGGCCCAGCUCGCUGCACGGCCUCUCCCCUAAACUCCACCGCCAGUAUCGCUCUGCACGUUGUAAGUCUGCAGGUAACAUCCCCCUGUCCCCGCUAGCACACACACCCUCCCCUACCCAGUCUUCACCUCCGCCAUUGCCCGGCCACACUGUCGGGAGCUCCAACACCACCCAGUCCUUUCCCGUCAAGCUCCACUCCUCGCCGCCAGUGGUUCGUCCCAGGCCCAAGAGUGCUGAACCCCCUAGAUCGCCUCUUCUCAAACGGGUGCAGUCAGCAGAGAAGCUGGGCUCGCCUCUGACCCAGUCCAGCUCUACGGGAGGGCUGGGGGGUCCGCUGAGGAAGCACAGCCUGGAAGUGCAGCACUCUGAGUACCGUAAGGACGCCUUCCUCUGUGAGCUCGGGCUCCAGAGCCUGCUGGAGACGGAGGGAGAAAAUCUGCCACCUAAUCCUCCACCCCUGCCCUCAUCCUCUACCACCCCAGAGACCGGAGUCCUAAAGCCUGUGAGGAGACUCGGGAGACAGGAGUCACCGCUGAGCAGGGAGACACUGCUGGCUGGGAGAGAGAGAGAAGAGAGGGAGAGAGGACGGGAAAGGGAGAAGGAGAGGGAGACUGACACCGGGGCAGUCCUGGAGAGAUUGAGUCGGGUUGGAGCAACAGUAUCGCAGUCAUCCUUAACAAGAAAACCUCAUACAAGUGAGCUGCCGUUUAGCUCCCAGGCUGGUCACACCUCCAGACUAAGUGCAGAAACCACUAAAGCCACAACUGCUAGCACCCCUACCAAAACAACAGGAAGCUUAGGUGGUCAGAAAGGACCUGAAAAGAUCUCAGAGAGUCUGACAAACUCAAUGUCAAAACAGCAAGACCUCAAGACCGCCAAAAGUGUGUUAACUAACAGUAAAGAGGAGCUGUGGGGCAGAACUGAACCAAAGCAGGAGGCAGACAGCCAGAGUAGGCCUAGCGUACCUGGUGCUGCCUUCCCCAAGAGCUCAACUCCAGAUAAACACAUCAGCAUCAACGCCACAGUGAAAGCACCUCCUUUGGGCAUGAAUAAAACCUUUAAACCAUCAGGGAUUGGGGACAGCCUGAGAAAGACUGGGGCAGAGAGCAGCGACUCAAGAACUCCAGACUUCGGCUCCAAAAGCCCCAAACUCCCGGCUCGCGUUCUCGCUCCCGUCGUCCCCCCACAUGGGCAGCCGCUCUCGCUUGGCAAGGUGAGGCAGGGACUCGGGCCCGUCAACUGCUAUCGAGGAACGCUUGACUGGGAGGACAAAUGUCGCCUGGAGGUCGUGGAGGAGCACUCGCCUUCCCCCUCUCCCUCACCAACAGCCGUCACCCCGUCCCUCUGCGGUCCUUCCCUCUGUAAAUCUCGGCCUGUCUCCCCUGGCGACAAGACGAGCUUCGUCAGCCAGCUGACCACUGUGGCCAAAAACGUCCUUGGGCCAAUCAAGCUUGGCUCCCAGGAGGGAUCCAAGAGCAAAGACCAGCAGACUAAAGCAGCGGAGGAGAGGCAGGGAGGCACAGCGGGGAAGUCUGACUCUCCCGCUGGAGGUCGAGCGGUCGUAGGGGCUGCAGUUGUGACCCAAAGUCCUGCUGGCUCGCCACUAGAGAGAGCUGCAACAGGUAGUAGCCAGGGGAAAAUGUGACCCAAUGGAGUCCCAAAAUGGGACUUUAAUAAAAUAAAAAUUGAAAAAAGCCU